UCUCCUUUCACAUAGCACAACCCCUAAAAGGGACUGAAAUAGAUCAACCGACAGGCAGAGUUUGCGUGUGUGAGUCAGACUGUAACUGAUAAACACAGUUGGUCUCAGGAUGCCUGCGUACGCCACCAACAUGAGGCUGAAGUUCCCUAUUGUGGCCUUGGCUCUGGAGAUUAUCACCAUCAUUCUGUUUGCGGUGUUUGUGGUCUAUGAUGAUGGAAAACAUCAUGGGCAUGGUGGUGAACACUCCAAUGCGACCGACCAUGAAGUGCCACCAAUGGAGCUCUACCCCAUGUUUCAGGAUGUCCAUGUCAUGAUCUUCAUCGGCUUCGGCUUCCUGAUGACCUUCCUGAAGAGAUACGGGUUCAGCAGCGUGGGGGUCAACUUGCUCCUGGCUGCCUUCGGCCUGCAGUGGGGCCUCCUCAUGCAGGGCUUCUGGCAUAUGGAGGAUGGCAAGAUCAAAGUCAGCAUCUUCAAAAUUAUAAACGCAGACUUCAGCACGGCUACAGUCCUGAUCUCCUUCGGGGCCGUCCUGGGUAAAACCAGCCCUGUGCAGCUCCUCAUCAUGACCGUCCUGGAGAUCACCAUCUUCUCCAUUAAUGAACACCUUGUGGCAAAUGUCCUUGGAGCUAAUGAUGUAGGAGCAUCCAUGAUCAUCCACGCCUAUGGAGCCUACUUUGGCCUGGCAGUGGCAAGAGUACUUUACAGACCAGGUUUAAGAAACGGACAUGAGAAUGACGGAUCUGUGUAUCACUCUGAUCUGUUUGCCAUGAUUGGAACCGUCUUCCUGUGGAUGUUCUGGCCCAGCUUUAACUCGGCCAUUGCUGAGCCUGGCUACACUCAGCUCACAGCAGUGGUUAACACAUACCUCUCCCUGGCCACCUGUGUGAUGUCUGCCUACGCCAUCUCCAGCCUCGUGGAACACAAAGGAAAACUGGACAUGGUGCAUAUACAGAACGCCACUCUGGCUGGCGGCGUUGCCGUGGGAACAUGUGCUGACAUGGCCAUUGGGCCAUUUGGGGCAAUGCUGAUUGGAUUAGUGGCGGGCAUCAUCUCUACCCUGGGCUUCAAGUACCUCUCUCCCAUCCUGGCAUCAAACCUUGGCAUCCAGGAUACCUGUGGCGUCCACAAUCUGCACGGCAUGCCAGGCAUCCUGGGCGGGUUGGCUGGUAUUGUGGCUGUGGCUUUGGGAAAGAAAGAAGGUGAAGCUUCCAUGCAAGCUGCUGCAUUGGCGUCAUCUCUUGGGUUUGCUUUGGCCGGUGGUGCUGUAACAGGUUUAAUAAUGAAAUUGCCGUGCUGGGGACAACCACCAGACCAGAACUGCUUCGACGACUCUAUUUACUGGGAGGUUCCUGAGGAGGAGGAGGAGCAUGAGGAGAGCUUGACUCAUGCUGAUCACUCAAAGAACAAAGCAGAAGUUUAACUGGCUGCCAACUGUCUACUGAGCGAAAACACUUAGAAUCAUUAAUCAGCUACACCAA
This is a messenger RNA of Labrus mixtus (cuckoo wrasse), 1478 nucleotides long. It is a transcript of the gene rhag, whose product is annotated as Rh associated glycoprotein. Gene Ontology annotation, cellular component: plasma membrane. Gene Ontology annotation, molecular function: ammonium channel activity. Gene Ontology annotation, biological process: ammonium homeostasis; ammonium transmembrane transport. The coding region runs from base 110 to 1420 and encodes 436 amino acids. Lineage: Eukaryota; Metazoa; Chordata; Actinopteri; Labriformes; Labridae. The record is from RefSeq and is a predicted model, not a curated record. The transcript is spliced from 10 exons.